AGGAGGCGUUGUCCCGAGGUGCUCACACCAGCGUCACGGCCAUACGGGUCUAUGUUCACAGCAUUAGGGACACGGCUCCGUAGCGUACUAGCUAGCCACAUCUGUCACUUGAUUCCGAAGUCUAGCCGUGUAUUCUAUACCUGUAUUGUUGUCAUUAUUUUACCAGUCGAACGUUUUAUUUCUCACUUUUAAGAUACAGCGAAAAAACAAUGAUCAAGAACGGUCAUCACGCCACCACCGAAGCCGGGAAAGGAGCCGGCUCCACAGCCUGCAGUCCGGAGAAGAGGAAGCGUAUAGUACGGGUGUGGUGUGACGGAUGCUAUGACAUGGUACACUAUGGGCACUCUAACCAGCUGCGCCAGGCCAAGGCUAUGGGAGAUUACCUCAUCGUAGGAGUGCACACUGAUGCUGAGAUCUCGAAGCACAAGGGCCCGCCUGUGUUCACGCAGGCAGAGCGGUAUAAGAUGGUCCGGGCCAUAAAGUGGGUGGAUGAGAUUGUGGAGGGGGCCCCUUAUGUCACCACCCUGGAGACCCUGGACAAGUACAACUGUGACUUCUGUGUGCAUGGAGAUGACAUCACACUGACUGUGGAUGGAAAGGACACGUACGAGGAGGUGAAGACGUCCGGCAGAUACAGGGAGUGUAAGCGCACACAGGGCGUGUCUACCACUGACCUGGUCGGCCGCAUGUUACUGAUGACUAAAGCACACCACAGCAACAUCGAUAAUUCUGAGUACCAGCAGCAUACAGACAACUUUGGAAAGGGACCAAAAGGCCACAGUCCCUGGACGGGCGUGUCCCAGUUCCUGCAGACAUCUCAGAAGAUCAUCCAGUUUGCGUCUGGGAAGGAGCCCCAGCCUGGAGACACCAUCAUCUACGUGGCCGGAGCUUUCGACCUGUUCCACAUCGGCCAUGUGGAUUUCUUGGAGACGGUGUACAAGCAGUCUGACAAGCCCUACGUCAUCGUGGGGCUGCACUUUGACCAGGAGGUGAAUCGCUACAAAGGGAAGAACUAUCCCAUCAUGAAUGUCCACGAGAGAACUCUGAGUGUGCUCGCCUGCAGGUACGUGUCGGAGGUUGUGAUUGGAGCACCCUAUGCUGUGGGGCGGGACUUGCUGGACCACUUCAAGGUAGACCUGGUGUGCCACGGGAAGACUGAGGUGUUUCCAGACCAGGACGGCUCGGACCCUUACGCUGAGCCCAAGAGGCGGGGCAUAUUCCGCACUGUGGACAGUGGGAACGGCCUGACCACCGAUGACAUCGUCCAGAGAAUAAUCAAGAACAGGCUGCAGUUUGAAGCCCGGAACCAGAAGAAGGAGGCCAAGGAGAUGGCGGUGAUCCAGGCCAUGAAGCGCCGUGAGGGAGAGAAGGGUCAGGAGCGUUCCCAGGCGGCGGUGUAGCAGAGCCCCACCCUGCCCCCGCCCCCGCCCCUGCCCCCUACUCCCAUACCCCCUCCCCCUACUGCAGCAGCCCUGGCAACACCUUCUACUUUUACAGAAAAAAAGUGUAAAAUAACUACUUCCAGUUGUGUGCGUGCGUGCAGGUUCUGGAAAAUAUGCAGUUUUAGUUUUUGUGUUUUUAAUCCGUCAAUGAUGAUGUCUGUGUGCUUGUUUUUAACGUGUCUGAACGUCUGAGGUUUUCCCUGGAGUGUGAGAGUGUGAGAGUGUGAGAGUGUGAGAGUGUGAGAGUGUGAGAGUGUGAGAGUGUGAGAGUGUGUCUUUGGGAGGGACAACAGAAAAGCUACAAGUGUGAUUGACCAGUACUGUGUGUGUGUGUGUGUGUGUGUGUGUGUACGUACCCCAUAUCUCUUUGCAUUUGGUGACGUAGUGUGACACACUAAUGAUCCUCAGUGUGUCUUGGGUGUUCUGUCUCCUCAUAAACUACUUACUCUUAUUCUCCUGGAGCUACGCAAUGGAAUGUGUCUGUCUACUGCACACUGUGUAUGACUUGAGCAUCUUUCAUUGUGAGCGAUGAUCUUGAUGAUGAGCGGGAGCAGCAGUGAUUGGUGGAUGGCUCAUUUUCAUUUCGCCAUUUCACUGACAAGUUAGCACCAUUAUUCGGACUAAAAGCAGUGUAAAUUAUAAUAGUUGCAACAUUAAUUUAUUUGAAAUCGUUGUUACGUUGUGUGUGUCAGGGCAGGUGAAAUACUUGUGCUUUAGAGUGUCAUUUUACUGGCUAUUGUUUUUAAUGUGAAGACAUUAUAGUGCAAAUACAGGGACAGUUCUGUGUUUUUCACCUUUUUUUUAAUGAAAAGCUGGAUAAACCGUCAUCAUCAUUAGACGCUAAUCAUUCAUAGAGAUACUUACAUUAUAAAAACUCCCAAAACUG
Molecule: messenger RNA, 2328 nt
Organism: Conger conger (European conger)
Lineage: Eukaryota; Metazoa; Chordata; Actinopteri; Anguilliformes; Congridae
Gene: pcyt2
Product: phosphate cytidylyltransferase 2, ethanolamine
Exons: 13
Coding region: 210-1400 (396 amino acids)
Biological process (GO): phosphatidylethanolamine biosynthetic process
Cellular component (GO): cytoplasm
Molecular function (GO): ethanolamine-phosphate cytidylyltransferase activity
Source: RefSeq, a predicted model, not a curated record